Messenger RNA from Cyclopterus lumpus (lumpfish), 3483 nucleotides. It is a transcript of the gene naalad2, whose product is annotated as N-acetylated alpha-linked acidic dipeptidase 2. The record is from RefSeq and is a predicted model, not a curated record. Lineage: Eukaryota; Metazoa; Chordata; Actinopteri; Perciformes; Cyclopteridae. Gene Ontology annotation, molecular function: carboxypeptidase activity. Bases 36 to 2285 code for a protein of 749 amino acids. The transcript has 20 exons.
GCGUGGGUGCUCUGCAGAGUCAGUCGUGUCGGUGCAUGGACGCCUCUCAGACGUACUGCUUUACAAUGAGAAAGGAGUCCAGGAUAAUUUGGUGGAUGAGGUGGAUUGUGAUUGUGACAGCUUCGUUGUUACUGGGCUUCUUCAUAGGCUGGUCUGCAAACACCACACGCUCAAACUCUGCAAAUAAAAGUACUUCUGGUAAAUAUUUGAAGGAACUACUGCAGGGAAUGCAGCCAGACCAGAUCAGACAACACCUUUGGAAAUUUACACGACUCCCCCACCUGGCUGGUACAGAGCAAAAUCUGAGAUAUGCAGAGCAGAUCGGGAAAGAGUGGCUGGAGUUUGGACUGGACACAGUGGAGAUGGUGCCCUAUGACGUGCUGCUGUCCUAUCCCAACAAAUCACAGCCGAAUUACAUCUCGAUAGUUGAUCAGUUUGGCAGUGAGGUUUUUAACACAUCCUUGGCUGAGCCAGUUCCAGAGGGUUAUGAAGAUGUUUCUAACAUUGUACCUCCAUACAGUGCCUUCUCUGCCAAAGGACAACCUGAGGGGGAUUUGGUGUAUGUGAACUAUGGUCGAACAGAAGACUUUUCCCAGUUGGAGAAGGAUAUGGGCAUCAAUGUUACUGGGAAGAUUGUCAUUAUCAGAUAUGGAAAAAUAUUCAGAGGCAACAAGGUGACAAACGCCAUGUUAGCCGGAGCAAAGGGGGUCAUUUUGUUCUCAGACCCGGCAGAUUACUGUGCUGUUGGAGUCCAGUCCUACCCUCAUGGUUGGAACCUACCCGGCGGAGGAGCUCAGAGAGGAAAUAUUUUCAACAUGAAUGGAGCAGGAGACCCACUCACACCCGGGUACCCCGCUAAGGAAUAUACCUACAGAUCCAACCUUGAGAACGUAGUGGGCCUUCCCAACAUUCCUGUACAUCCAAUUGGCUACAAUGAUGCAAUUCACCUGCUGAAGAACAUGGGAGGACAGAUUCCACCCAACAACUGGAAAGGAACUCUGGAUGUAUCCUACAGGAUUGGUCCAGGCUUUACGGGAGACUUCAAGAGCCAGAAGGUGCGUAUGAACAUCCACACGAACAACCAGGUAACCCGUAUCCACAACGUCAUUGGCAGGAUUAGAGGAGCUCUGGAACCAGACAGGUAUGUGAUUCUGGGAGGGCACCGGGAUGCCUGGGUGUUUGGAGGGAUUGAUCCCAUGUCUGGUGCUGCUGUGGUCCAUGAAAUCGUCAGGACCUUUGGCUUGCUGCUUCGUAAAGGCUGGAGGCCGAGGAGGACUAUAAUAUUUGCCAGCUGGGAUGCAGAGGAGUUUGGACUGCAGGGAUCUACAGAAUGGGCAGAGGAUAAUGCCAAGAUGCUGCAGGAGAGAGCUGUGGGCUACGUCAAUGCCGACUCCGCCAUUGAGGGCAUGUACACACUGAGGGUGGACUGCACUCCAUCUCUACACACUUUGGUGUACGACCUCACUAAGCAGAUAGCCAGUCCAGAAGAAGGAGAGGAGGGAGUUUCCCUGUACGAGAGUUGGCAUAAGAGGGACAACUGGACGAAUGACCGUGAUGCACCCAGGAUCAGUAAACUCGGGUCAGGCAGUGAUUUUGAGGCCUAUUUCAUCCGUCUGGGAAUUGCUGCAGCCAGAGCCAGAUACACCAAAAACAAGGAAACAGAGCGGUACAGCAGUUAUCCAGUCUAUCACAGUGUGUAUGAAACCUUUGAGUUAGUGGACAAGUUUUACGACCCCACCUUCAAGAGGCUUCGGGCGGUGGCCCAGGUGAGGGCUGGGCUUAUCUUCCAAUUGGCCGAAUCCCAGCUGCUCCCCCUUGACGUCAACCAGUAUGCAGACUCACUGGGGAAGUACGCGCAGAGCAUCGUCCAGCUGGCACAGAGGCACCCGCAGGAGAUGACGAAGUAUGAGGUGUCGUUUGAUGCCUUGUUUUCUGCUGUGGGCAACUUCAGUGUUGCAGCCAGGGACUUCCAUGAGCGCCUGCAGACUCUCAACCGAGAAGAUCCUAUGCCGGUACGUGUCAUGAAUGAUCAGCUCAUGUAUCUGGAGAGAGCCUUCAUUGACCCUAUGGGCUUACCUGGCAGACCCUUCUACAGGCACGUGAUUUUUGCUCCCAGCAGCCAUAAUAAAUAUGCAGGGGAGUCUUUCCCUGGGAUCUAUGAUGCAUUGUUUGACAUCAAGAACUCAGCUGAUACGGCGAAGGCCUGGGAGGAAGUCAAGCAUCAAAUCAGCAUCGCAGCAUUCACCGUUCAUGCUGCUGGCAUGACACUAACACCACCUGCAUGAAGCAGACUGAAGCCAUGUGGUUGAGCCAAAACCAUUUGGUAUACCUUUGGUAUACUAUUACCACAAUAGUAUUAUAUUUAUAUUGUGGUUAUAGUACAGUAUAAGUUUUGGUAUACUAUUAACACAUUGUCCACACAGAUGGACAAUCCGUCCAGAACUCAGUGACACAGUGAAUAGCAGGGCCUCCCACCUUGGCCCUGCUGAUGCCCCGCCCCCUCCUCUCUACCUCCUUCUGUUUCAUGGAUUGGAGUUCCAUUCAUACAUUGUCAUAUUCAUGUAAUGUGUUUAUGUAACUCUGUAAAUGCUGUUCAUUCUGUACACAUGACAUCUAUUGCUUCUGUCCAUCCGGGGAGAGGGAUCCUCCUCCUCUAAUAUUUUCUCUUGAGGGGAGUACUGAAAUCCUGUCCAUGUUGGUCUGAGAGAAAUUGUUAAUAUAAUGUCUAUCAAACAAACAACAUUACAAGCAAUGUGAUCAUGAGGCAAUGAGGCUGAACAGCUGAAGAUGAAGAGGAUCUUUUGCUACUUUUUCAAAAACACAUUUACAGUGGUUUCAUUUUGAAGAUGUUAGCAUGAAAAAAAAUCAGUUUUCUCAAAAGCUAACAUUUAGCAAUAUACAUAAUCCACUGUGCAGAUGUGUCAAAUCUGUUGUCUAAGUGCUGUAGCUCUGUUUCUUGUGAGUCUUCCAUUUGUGUUGUUGUUUUCAAUUUCAGGAUUAAAACAUUAACUUUAUUUACUAUUCAUGAGGAGAGGCCAGAUCACAUUGAGUUUGGUAUGAUAUACACAAAGCCCUCAGGUCAUCCUUGAACAUUGCUCUUGGCCACAGUGUUUUUAGUUUGAUACGACCAUAGGAGGGCACCAGACUCAGAACUUUAUAUUUUUAUUUAGACGUGGACAUGAAGUUAGCAAUGGGAGAGGCGUGUGGAAAUAUGCAAAUUGAAUUUGUAAACAAUUAUUUUUGUUUUGUUUUAGAGGCCAUGGCACAGUUCAUCUAUUGAUCACAGCUGCUCAGUAUGUUCUGUUCUAACUUGUCAUUUAAAAAAAAUCAUAGUUGUGUUUUUCAUUUUGCCUUUAUGUUGAACCACCGUAUAUAUUACUGCAGUGUUUUAUAAAUAGAUAAAUGAAUAAAGAGAUUAUUCCAUUUUUAGAUUUACAAAAUAAUAUUUCUAUCAAAUAUCAACAACAAAUAAAGAGUCAAAGC